AUGUUUCAGCGAGCACGAUAUCCUCCAGCUCGGCAGAUAUUGUCCUCUGCUGGAGAAGAUGAGUAUCCCAUCUGUCGCACCCAAGGAGACGCUCGGGAAGUAGCUCUCUACAAGGCCUUGGGCACAAUCAGAAACCUGAAGUUCCUCGACCUGGAAUUGAACGUAUCUGAUCCAAGCCUGUACCAGGAGAACGCUUCCAUCGAUCCAGACUGGGACGACUUUGACAAUCAAUACACCGAGGAAGGUCUCGAAGGCAUCAAUCGAAGCCGCAAUGGACAUAUCCGGAACCUUCUGGUCAAUACCCUCAUUGACGAACCACUUGCGUCCUCGAUCUUCGAGGUGAUUUCGGCUGCAGAGUCCCACGACGCACCACUCCUUGAACGGCUGACUUGUCAAUAA
Molecule: messenger RNA, 399 nt
Organism: Aspergillus lentulus
Lineage: Eukaryota; Fungi; Ascomycota; Eurotiomycetes; Eurotiales; Aspergillaceae
Source: RefSeq, a predicted model, not a curated record